UUCCGGCGGGGGCGCGGCUUGGGCUGAGGUAGGGACCCGGCCGGGCGCAGGGACUGGAGCGGCGGAGCAGGUGGGGUCCGUGGCCGCUGCAGCGCUCUGGUCCGCGUUUGGGCAUCUCGGCCUCGGCGGAAAGCGCAGCCGCCCUACCGCGCGGGGCCCGCGGCGAUGCCGUUCCUCCACGGCUUCCGGAGGAUCAUCUUCGAGUACCAGCCGCUGGUGGAUGCGAUUCUGGGCUCCCUGGGGAUCCAGGACCCCGAGCGGCAGGAGUCCCUGGACCGACCCAGUUAUGUCACCAGCGAGGAGAGCCGAAUCCUUGUUCUCACCGAGCUGCUGGAGAGGAAAGCCCACUCUCCCUUUUACCAGGAAGGCGUGAGCAACGCCCUGCUCAAGAUGGCUGAGUUGGGGCUGACACGAGCUGCCGACGUUCUCCUGCGGCAUGGGGCCAAUCUCAACUUUGAAGACCCAGUCACCUACUACACGGCUUUGCACAUUGCCGUCUUGCGGAACCAGCCGGACAUGGUGGAGCUGCUGGUGCAUCACGGGGCCGACAUUAAUCGGCGGGACCGGAUCCAUGAGAGUAGCCCCUUGGACCUGGCCAGCGAGGAGCCUGAGCGCCUGCCCUGCCUGCAGCGUCUCCUGGACCUUGGAGCGGACGUCAAUGCUGCUGACAAGCAUGGAAAGACCGCUCUGCUCCACGCUCUGGCCAGCAGUGACGGGGUGCAGAUCCACAAUACUGAGAACAUCCGGCUCCUACUGGAAGGAGGGGCCGAUGUCAAGGCCACCACCAAAGAUGGGGACACGGUAUUCACCUGCAUCAUCUUCCUGCUUGGUGAGACUGUGGGAGGGGACAAAGAGGAGGCCCAGAUGAUCAACCGCUUCUGCUUCCAAGUCACACGGCUGCUGUUGGCGCACGGGGCUGACCCCAGUGAGUGCCCGGCCCACGAGUCCCUCACCCACAUCUGCCUCAAGAGCUUUAAACUGCACUUCCCCCUCCUGCGCUUCCUGCUGGAGUCCGGAGCCGCCUACAACUGCUCCCUGCACGGCGCGUCCUGCUGGUCCGGCUUCCACAUCAUCUUCGACAGGCUUUGUUCCCACCCAGGCUGCACGGAAGACGAGAGCCACGCGGACCUUCUGCGCAAAGCUGAGACUGUCCUGGACCUCAUGGUGACCAACUCUCAGAAACUCCAGCUGCCUGAAAACUUCGAUAUCCACCCUGUGGGCAGCCUGGCAGAAAAGAUCCAGGCGCUCCACUACUCCCUGAGGCAGCUGGAGAGCUAUCCCCCGCCCCUCAAGCACCUGUGCCGUGUGUCCAUCCGGCUCUACCUUCAGCCGUGGCCUGUGGACGUGAAGGUCAAAGCCUUGCCUCUGCCCGACAGGCUGAAGUGGUACCUUCUUAGCGAGCACAGUGGCACCAUGGAAGAUGACAUCUGACAGGUCUCAGGCUACAGGAAUGGGGGCAUGGGCAGCUUAGGUCAGCUUGGUGGUGGAACCUGGGACAACCUUAGAGGAGGAUCUUUCUUGAUCUGGGAGAAGAGACGGGAUCCUUCACGAGAAAAGCCAGCCAGGCAGAGCUGGAGGCUGUGAUGACUCCAGUGGUGGUGUGGCUCCGUGUCUUCCAGAGACUGCCCCUUCCCCCAGCGGCACUCCCAAGUCUCACCCAUGUUGGAAAAAGGGACAGGGCUUAGAUUUAAGUCAUAUUUAUGUCCUCUGAAUUGGAGGGCAGCACCAGGGCAUUUGCAGAAGCUGGGCGGGACCAAGGCUCAACGUUCCCAGGGCUGCGGGGAUCUCGUUUGCUACGGAUGGCAGUACAGCUGGAGGUCAGGAAGCCUGCGCGGGGCUGCCAGCAAGGCCUCACCCCUGCCCCUUUUCCUUCCAGGUUCUGUUACAGUGUGUGUCUGGUGGGUUCUGGGGGAGAAGGCACUAGGGGCCACCACAGGCUUGUCUUCAUGGUAUUGAAAGCCAAGCUGUCCCCCGCUGGUUGCUGUCACUCUGGGGCCAGGUCUGCCAUGGCCCCACCCACCAGAACUGUGCUCUGGGGGCAGCUGUGCUUGUGCCAAACCCAGGGCCUCAGCGACCAUGACUUCUGCUAAAAAGCAAUCAUGAGUACGCGGCUGGGGCCAGCCCUCUGAAGGGUCUCCUGUGAGGCACUCACUUUGGAGCAGGCUGAGCCCACUGUACUGCCCAGCAGCGAGCCCUCAGUCCCUUCCAGGUUGCGUUGGUCAUUGUGGAUGGUGUAAAUGCCUCUGGGGAUAACUGAGGCGACUACGUGACAUAUUUAUAAGAUUAAACGGACUUUGGCCUUAACA
Molecule: messenger RNA, 2306 nt
Organism: Sapajus apella (tufted capuchin)
Lineage: Eukaryota; Metazoa; Chordata; Mammalia; Primates; Cebidae
Gene: ASB6
Product: ankyrin repeat and SOCS box containing 6
Exons: 6
Coding region: 166-1431 (421 amino acids)
Biological process (GO): protein ubiquitination; intracellular signal transduction
Cellular component (GO): BRCA1-BARD1 complex
Molecular function (GO): protein binding
Source: RefSeq, a predicted model, not a curated record